This is a messenger RNA of Spathaspora passalidarum NRRL Y-27907, 1686 nucleotides long. RefSeq lists its product as uncharacterized. Gene Ontology annotation, molecular function: transmembrane transporter activity. Gene Ontology annotation, biological process: transmembrane transport. Bases 1 to 1686 code for a protein of 561 amino acids. The record is from RefSeq and is a predicted model, not a curated record. Gene Ontology annotation, cellular component: fungal-type vacuole. The transcript has a single exon. NCBI's taxonomy places the organism in Eukaryota, Fungi, Ascomycota, Pichiomycetes, Serinales, Debaryomycetaceae.
AUGAGUUCCCCACUUUCUGUUGAUCAUUACGAUGAAAAUUUCAUCCCCGGUACAGUUAACAUUUUGUACUCUGACGAUCAGUCUUCUGAUUGCUCAGGCAAGCCUUUAAAAAGAACAAAGGACGGUUUAAUUCUUAUUCCACAACCUUCUGACUCUCCAAAUGACCCUUUGAAUUGGUCUACUUCUCGUAAGAUGUGGCACUUCCUUUUGGUGUCCUUCAUUACUGGUUUAACCGCUGCCACUUCCAAUGAUGCCGGUGCCGCUCAAGAUUCCUUGAAUGAAAUUUACGGUAUCUCCUAUGAUGCCAUGAACACCGGUGCUGGUGUUUUAUUUAUUUUCAUUGGUUGGUCCUGUAUUUUCUUUGCUCCUGCUUCUUCCCUUUACGGUAGAAGAAUCACUUAUAUUAUUUGUUUAGUUGUCGGUACUUUGGGUUGUGUGUGGUUUGCAUCCUCAAGGAGAACUGCUGAUACUAUUUGGUCACAAAUGUUUGUUGGUAUGUCGGAAGCUUGUGCCGAAGCCCAAGUUCAACAAUCAUUAUCAGAUAUCUUCUUUCAACAUCAAUUAGGGUCGGUUUUGACCGUCUAUAUUAUGGCCACCUCUAUUGGUUCAUUCUUGGGUCCUUUAAUUGCUCAUAUCAUCUCCAUGAACCAAGGUUUCAGAUGGGUCGGCUGGUGGGGUGCCAUUAUUUGUGGUAUCACCGUUAUUGUUAUUAUCUUUGGAUGUGAAGAAACUGUAUUUGACAGAUCUGCUUAUUCAACUGUGGUCGAUGCCACUUCUCUUGAAUUGGAAGACUUUGAAACCAAGAAGGACAAAGAUGAAGAGACCGCUGUGGCCGUGCUUGAAAAACAAGGUCCAUCCACUGGUCCAGCUAGAACCAACACUGAUGUUGAAUCUAACGAUGAAAAAUUAAAGCCAUAUCUUCAAAGAAUCAAGAUUAUUACUCCUUCUCCUUAUUUGAUUGGGUAUGGGUUCAAGCAAUACAUUGAAAGAUUUUUACUUAACUUCAAAGUCUUUGCUUUGCCCGCUGUAUGGUUAUCUGGUAUUUUAUGGGGUUUACAAGAUUCAUACAUGACAUUUUUCUUGACUACUCAAGACACUUACUUUUACGAUCCUCCUUGGAACAAAUCUGACACUGGGGUUGCAGUCAUGAAUGUCGCCACUUUGAUUGGUGCCGUUAUUGGUUGUUUGAUGUCGGGUUGGUUGUCCGAUAAACACGUUCUUUGGAUCGCUAGACGUAACAACGGGAUAAUGGAACCAGAAUAUAGAUUAUACCUUUUGUUUGUCACCUUGGUUAUUUCUCCUGCUGGUUUAAUCAUGUUUGGUGUUGGUGCUGAAAGACAAUGGCCAUGGCAAGUUAUCUACGUCGGGUUAGGUAUGAUUGGUUUUGGAUGGGGUUCAAUUGGUGAUACUGCCAUGUCAUAUCUUAUGGAUGCCUACCCAGAAAUUGUUAUUCAAGGUAUGGUGGGUGUUUCCAUUAUCAACAAUACUUUGGCUUGUAUCUUCACAUUUGCUUGUUCUCCUUGGUUGGACGGAGCCGGAACUGCAAACACCUAUAUUGCUUUGGCUGUGAUCGACUUUGUCACCAUCGGUUCCAUUGUCAUUUUCUUGUAUUACGGAAAGACAUUUAGAAUCAAAACCAAGAAUCUCUACAUUUCCUUGGUUGAAGCCACCCAAGGUAUGGGUUAA